AUGGGCGUAAGGCAUAGAUUAGCUUUAGCCUACCACUCCCAGACCAACAAGCUCACAGAGCAGUUCAAUAAAACGCUCUGUAACACUUUUGCUAAAUACACUUGUGUCUACAAAGAGUCCUGGGAUACCUUUAUACAUGCCGCUCUAUUCGCUUACCACACGGUACCCCAGGCUACCACAAAAUACACACCUUUCCAGUUGUUGUAUGGACGGGAAGCUGUAUUGCCUAUAGACCUGCAAAAAGGCAAACAAAAGGGCGACCUAGACCACCCAUACGACUUACAAGUACAAAGUCAUAUUGAUUAUAUAACGGAAAGGUUACAGCAAGUACAAAUCAAGGCUAAAGAGAAUAUUAAACUAGCCCAGAAGAAACAAAAAGAAAGAUAUGACCAGAAAGUAAAGGAUACACAGUUCUAUAUAGGAGAUAAGAAGAAAGAAAAUACUAAUGAACGAAAGGCUGUUACGAAAUAUAAGAAAAGAAGGAAAGUAGUGAUCCAAAGGCAACAAUUGGCUUGUAACCACCUUGUCGAAAAUGUUAUUGAUUACUACUUACUGGAAGAACAGACCCCUUUAAGGUUUUUACCACCUUAUACCACAAACAAUCCAUAG
Dentiscutata erythropus is the source of this 609-nucleotide messenger RNA. The record is from the annotation of a GenBank genome assembly. NCBI's taxonomy places the organism in Eukaryota, Fungi, Glomeromycota, Glomeromycetes, Diversisporales, Gigasporaceae.